Messenger RNA from Lotus japonicus, 1721 nucleotides. RefSeq names its product probable Histone-lysine N-methyltransferase ATXR5. NCBI's taxonomy places the organism in Eukaryota, Viridiplantae, Streptophyta, Magnoliopsida, Fabales, Fabaceae. Gene Ontology annotation, molecular function: protein binding. The coding region runs from base 123 to 1223 and encodes 366 amino acids. The record is from RefSeq and is a predicted model, not a curated record. The transcript has 6 exons.
UUUUUCUCUUAUUUAUUUUCUCCUUCUUCAUCCUUCUUCUCCUCAUUCUCUCUGCAAAUUGCAAAACGUUCAUUUCUGCAAUUCACCUCUCGAACCUUCUUCUCCGAUUCCUCAAUUGACCCAUGGCUCCUGACACCUCACCCUCCCCAUCACUCAGACCGCUCAGCUUCUGCCGCCGCACGCAUGCGCCGGAGUCGCCGGUGCUGAAGUGGAAGUCAUUGGAGGAGGUAAUGGCGAAGGCGCGCUACACGGUGGUGGAGCGCGAGGAUUACGACGACCUCAUCUGUGAUCAAUGCGGCUCCGGCGACCGGCCGGACGAGCUGCUCCUCUGCGACAAAUGUGACAAAGGCUUUCACAUGAAAUGUGUGAGGCCGAUCGUCGUCAGGGUUCCGAUUGGAUCAUGGAUUUGCCCUGAUUGCUCCGGGAUGACGAGUGUUAGGAGAUUGACGCAGAAGAGAAUAUUGGAUUUCUUCAGGAUUCGGAGGCGUGAUUUUGCUAGAAAAUGCACAGCUCCUUCUAGGGAUGCUAGGAGGCGUCGGAGAACUCGACCUCUGGUAGUCCAGAAGAAAAAGAGGAGACUGUUACCAUUUAUUCCUUCAGAAGAUCCUGUCCAGAGACUGAAACAAAUGGGUUCCCUUGCUUCUGCUUUAACAGCAUUGCAUAUGGAAUACAGUGAUCACCUCACAUACAUGCCUGGAAUGGCUCCUGGAUCUGCUAAUGACACCGAUUUUGAACGUGGUGGCAUGCAGACCCUCUCCAUGGAAGACACAGAGACCUUAGAAAACUGCAAAGCUAUGUCUACAAGAGGCGAAUGCCCUCCCUUUAUGGUUGUUUUUGAUUCACGUGAAGGCUAUACCGUGGAGGCUGAUAGCCCAAUCAAGGAUAUGACAUUUAUUGCUGAGUACACUGGUGAUGUGGAUUACAUGAAGAAUCGAGAAUCGGAUGAUGGUGACAGUAUGAUGACACUUCUUCUUUCAAAAGAAGAGUCUCAAAGUCUUGUUAUAUGUGCUGAUAAACGCGGAAACCUCGCUCGCUUUAUCAGUGGCAUCAACAAUCAUACCCUGGAAGGAAGGAAGAAGCAGAACUGUAAAUGUGUAAGAUACAAUGUAAAUGGUCAAUCCCGAGUCUUUUUGGUUGCUAUUCGUGAUAUUGCCGAGGGGGAGAGGCUUUAUUAUGAUUAUAAUGGUUAUGAGCAUGAAUAUCCGACUGAGAAUUUUGUCUAGUGAAGGCAUGCAUAGGUCCCAAUAAUCUAAUUGGGACGCAUUCUAGAUCCUCCUGAAAAGAUUUUAAUUAUAUUCUUGAAAAAAAUUAACUUAUAGUUCUUGUGGAUUCAACAAAAAAUUUCUUAAAUUGUUGCCAUGGGAAAUUUAUGGCAAUUUAUGUUGUAGAGCGAGCCCAAUUAUGCGGCUUAGAGAUGAAUAGAGUAGUAGCCUAGGAAAACUUUCUUCAUUUAGGUGAUAUCUCAAAAUUUGAAGUGAGAUAUUAACAAGAGUUUCAAGGAAUCGAAAAGAUUCUGAGAUUUUACCUUAAUUUAUUACAUUUGAUAUUUAUCUUCUUUUACUCAAUGCUUAUCAUUUACUAUUAUGUUGGUCAAUCCUGUUUUGUAUGCCAACUAAAUCCUUGAGGGAUAUGAAUUUACUUGAAAGUGCUCUUUUAGAUGUAUUUCUCCCUCUUCUUUAAAUGUAAUUUACUUACAUUCAAAAGAAGAUCUUGUCAUGCGU